Neogale vison (American mink) is the source of this 6253-nucleotide messenger RNA. RefSeq names its product adenylate kinase 4 (gene AK4). Gene Ontology annotation, cellular component: cytoplasm; mitochondrion. The coding region runs from base 161 to 832 and encodes 223 amino acids. The transcript is spliced from 6 exons. Gene Ontology annotation, molecular function: ATP binding; nucleoside diphosphate kinase activity; AMP kinase activity. Gene Ontology annotation, biological process: nucleobase-containing compound metabolic process. NCBI's taxonomy places the organism in Eukaryota, Metazoa, Chordata, Mammalia, Carnivora, Mustelidae. The record is from RefSeq and is a predicted model, not a curated record.
GAGCGCCGCGUCCCAGCCGAGGGGCGCCCGGCGAGUCCCCGCGCGAGCGGAGAGUGUCGGAGGCAGAAGGAGCAGCAGCCGCAACAAAGUUCCCGGGGCUUCUCCGAGGCUGCUGUCCGGGUUGCCUGUUUGCCCGCCCCCUCCCUGCCUGGCGAAGGCAAUGGCUUCCAAACUCCUGCGCGCGGUCAUCCUUGGGCCGCCUGGCUCGGGCAAAGGCACCGUGUGCCAGAGGAUCGCUCAGAGCUUUGGCCUCCAACAUCUCUCCAGCGGCCACUUCUUGCGGGAGAACAUCAAAGCGAACACCGAUGUUGGUGAUAUGGCAAAGCAGUCCAUAGAGAAGGGUCUUUUGGUUCCCGAUCAUGUGAUCACACGCCUCAUGAUGUCGGAGCUGGAGAGUAGACGCGGCCAGCACUGGCUACUAGACGGUUUUCCUAGGACAUUAGUUCAGGCUGAAGCCCUGGACAAAAUCUGCGAGCUGGACCUAGUGAUCACUUUGAACAUCCCAUUUGAAACACUCAAAGAUCGUCUCAGCCGACGUUGGAUCCACCCCGCUAGUGGAAGGGUAUAUAACCUGGACUUCAAUCCACCCCAUGUACACGGGGUUGAUGACAUCACAGGCGAACCAUUAGUCCAGCAGGAGGACGAUAAACCUGAAGCUGUGGCGGCCAGGCUAAGACAGUACAAGGAUGUGGCAAAGCCAGUCAUUGAAUUAUACAAGAGCCGAGGAGUACUUCACCAAUUUUCUGGGACGGAGACUAACAAAAUCUGGCCCUACGUUUACACGCUUUUCUCGAACAAGAUCACGCCUAUUCAGUCCAAAGAAGCAUACUGAGCCUGCCUAGUGGAAGAACCAGGAAAAUGUCGUCCAUUCAGUUGUGUGUGUAGUAUCGGUGCCGUGUCCAAGGUAGAAGCUAGUGGGGAUAGCUCACAGCAUCUUUUCUAGUUUAAAUGGCGAACUGAAAUGAAAACGAAUGAGUAGAAAGCGUUCCUGAAGCGGCUCCUCUAUGCCUUUCUCGAGAAGGGUCACCAACACAUGCGUACGAUGCCUCUGCACGUCUCAAGCCCUUCCCAAGAAAACAAGCCCAGGCCAGGCUUCUGGCGGCAUCUAACCCCAACCUCUAGCUGAUCUCUGGCCCUCAUGUUGUUGCCGUAGUAGCCCUUUGGCGCGUGACGGUGUUGGCCUCUGGUGCCCUCCGUCUCCCGAAGGCUGUUGAACCACAGCGCCAGGCCGCCUUGUCCCGAGAUUUCUGGUAUGUGCCCUUCCUGGUGACUGUGCGCUUGAAGCCAGUUGCUUUUUGUGGUUGCUUCCCUGGCCUUGAGUGAUUGUCCAUGAUUUAUUUUUCCUGUUAGGAGUGAUAUCUUUUCUGCAUCCAUGCUCCAUAGAAUCUGUCCUUUGCAGACAUCCCUGGAAUGAAAGGAUUUGGUUUCCACUCUUUUUAUUAGACUGUAUAUAUUUUUUUUAGCCUCUGUUUUCUCCCAAGGCUAUGAAGCAAUACAGACAGGUACUGCUUUGAUCCCUCUCAGACCUGUUUCUAAGAGCUGAGAGCAGGGGGGGCUGUCAGAUCGCUUCCCACACCAGGAACUGGGCUCUGCCGAGGGCCUCCUUAAUGCUGCUGGGCUGACUCUCAUGGGUUGACACUGCCCUUUUUUCUUUUAUUGUGAAAAAAUAAAAUCCUCAGAGUCUUUGGGAGUCUUCAAAAAAAAAUGGGAGAUGCUUACCUACAUAAAUGUUAAAAGAUCGUAUCUUGUGUAUAGAAGUAAUAAGGCCACAUGAAAUUACUGCACUAAAAGAAUAGUUUAGUUUUUUCGUCAAGACAAAAAAAUGUAUUUUGAAAUGCUGCUAAAUAUUGAUGCUGACAGUGUUUUUCUCCUGUGAGUGACCCAAGCAUAUUAUAAAUAGUUGGUAAAGGGAAUGGAGCCUUUGGGUUGAGGAGAAAGUUGCACUAGCUGGGCCCGGAACUGAGUAGCACAGCUUUAUGAUUAUGGGAAAACAAAUUCUUAAAACUUUUUUUCUGUUCCAAAGAUGCUUUCUGUGGGGUGGCCAUUAAGUCUAGAAAUAUAGAUAAUACAGUUUUGUCAUUCUUUAUAAUGUACUAUCAAUAAACCAUUUAUUAAAGAUCUGCCUGGUUUCCAGACUUGGUGGCCACCUAUUGUAAUUCUUGCUCUCCUCUGGGAAGAACAAUGAAAUUUAUUCCUGUUGCCUUAAAAAUAACUACCCCUCUUUAUGAUUGUCCCUGAAGAAGGUCCUUUGCUAUUCCUGGGAGUGACUUCUGCCUAACUCUUCAUACUGGAGGGAAAAAAACCUACCCGUUUCUGCACGCCACUUGUGUUGUACCAUAUUAUUUAUUUUCUGAAGAUGUCCCAGUAGAUCCCUAGUCAGUCUGCAUCUUCUGUCCAGAUACUGCUCUUGCCGGUUCUUCUCCCUCUCUCCCUUCAUGUGACUAUUCUUUGACUGUCUUAGGUGAUCAGGGUGAAAAGAUACGGGUAAGGCUCAGGUGUCCUGGUGAUACAGGCAUAGAAAAAACAAGUCUGAAUAUGAGGAAAAUGGCACAACUUAGACUAUUGUUGCCAUGGAGACCCUUUCCACAAACUAGGGAAAGUAGAGAGUUAAGGUUAUUAGGUGGACAGUUCAAGAAAAGAAAGUGUGUGCCCUCCUAGAAGCAGACAGAUCUUCACAACUCUACCUUUAGUUCCCUUUUGAACAGACUCCCUUGGAGUUUUUGAGAGAAGUAUGGGGAAUGGCUGGACCCUGGUGGCAUGCUGUCAUUCUCCAUCCUUCCCUCCUCUCUGGCAAAAUAGACAGUUGUGGGCAGUGUUGGAGCCUCUGGGUGUCUCAGUGCGUUUUCUGUUUCUGAGGUGAUCCAGCAGUUGAGGGUCCUGUACUUGGUGAGACCAAAAACAGACAAACACCUUUUCCGUGAUCUUUGAAAGAUGAUACUUAUUUCAUGCUUAGUGGCCUAAAAUGUCUAUUUCUGAUUUUCUUCAACCAGCUCUCUAGUUUUUCGUCCAGUAAUUUUUGUAAAAAAUUAAAAUCUUCUUGCAGGUAUUUGGACAAAAGCAAAAAGGACAUCUUCUCUUGGUCUUCCUUCUAUUGACACACACAUGGUUCCUUCAGAGUUACACAAAAAGGAAGUAGUCAGGGUGUCUCUAAGAUUCCUACCUGUCCUCAUAUCCUGUGAUUCUAGUCAGCUGUGGAUUCAUUUUGUUUUCCAUUACCUGAACAGGCUUUCCCCUUAACUUAGAACUUGGAAACUUUGCCAUAUUUAAUAACUCUCUUAACACCAAGGCAGACAUAAAAUAAGUACCAUUUACUGAAGGCCUUUUGGGUGCUAGGUGUAGUUCUAGGACCUUAGCAAACAUCUCAAUUAAUCUUUCAAGCAUCCUCUGAGAUGGACGUGGUGCCAUGUUUAUAAACAAAGAAGGCAGGGGUCGGAGAUGUGAAGCAUCUUGGCUGGGCUCUUGCUGCCGAUAGCCAGUGCAGCCAGGACUUACGUGCAGGCUUCCCCAGCUCUGCAGCCCGAGUUGGCUCCGGAUGUUUACUCUGUCCUAUCCCAACCAAGCCAGGGUGCUGAGCCUGCUUGAUUCUGCUUGCAUUUCCAAGUGGCCUCACACGGAAGUAGCUGACGUGCCAUUCCGCUCUGUAUGUGACUGAUUCCUUUUUUUCCCCUUUGCUGAAGCAAAGGGAGCUGCUAGAGGAAGGUCCGAGGCCUUGAUAUUUUAUAACUACUCGUUUAUAAAGUGAACGGCUGUUGAAGAAGGCUUGGGUCCAGGCUAAUCUGUGGAGGAGUCAGGUUCAUGUCCCUCACCUACCAUUUUGGUGUCCAUGGGGUUAUACCCUGGAGGGGACCUUUACCCUUGAGCCCCACCCCCCCCAAGCUGUCAUGCUCUCUACUGUAGACCUGGGCUACUGGCAGCUCUCCCGAUGCUACUCACUUUUCUUCCCUGUUACUGGAACAAGUCACUCCCUUAUUCAUACCCCGAAUAAGGCUCUGAGGAUAAACUGAUCCUGCCUGAAGUGCUGGCGGGUCAACGGAAUGUGAUUGAGCUGCUGACAUAGAGCCACCCCGGAUUUUUGCACCGUCUUCCCUAUCUUGCAUUCCACACCAACCUGAUGCUGAGCGCCACAUUCACACCUUUGCCUGCCAUCUGCUGUGCUGGCUCCGGCAUUAGCCAGGGGAGACGGCUUCCUGUCUUCCCUGCCAUCCUCCAGCGGCCACGCUCGCAAGAGCUCCAGCCCCAGCUGUGCCCCUCUUUGCUAGGGAAGGUAAGGAGAGAGUAAAGGUAAGGAGAGAGUCAUGGAUGAGGGGGAUUCUUGGAAGAGGUACUGCUGUGGCUUCUUCCACCCCUUAAAUUGUUGUUGAGACAGGAUAGUUGUAGGAUAGACAGGAUAGAAGGGUGCCUGUGUGCAGUCGUAGAUAGGAUUGUAGAAAAUUCGGCUCACUGUCAACUGAUUUCAGUAUUUCACUGUAGCUGUCGAGCUGACUAAACACCUUGCCAGCUUCUGCUUGAGGUUGGCUUAAAUCAUAAAGACCACAAAUUUCUGAAUGUGUGAAGACAUAGCUGUUCUUAGUAGUGACUGUUGAGUGGUACUUCCUGCUCAGUACAUUAUAUGCAUUGUCUAAUUAAAUUCUCAGCAAUUACCCUACAUGACAGAUACUCAGUUAUCCUGUCUCCUUAUGUAAAAACCGAAGUCAUCCCAUUUACUUAAACUUGUGUUUUUCACGUACCUAUAGGGAUGAAUCAGGAAAUUCAAAAGGGCCCUUUGUGUACCUUUUUCUCCUUUGAGCACCCCAUUCUAAAAUGGGUAAAACAGUGUUAUUUGUCCCUGGAAUCUUUGCCUUUGGCACCCUGGGUCCUGGUGGUAGUCGCGCACUGUAUAUGCAGAGGGCACCCAUCUCAUUCGCAUUCUGCUGGGUUGCAGGAUCUCGGGAGACAUUCGUAUCUAUCUGGUGAAUUUCGCGUGUUACCUUUUAUUUAAAAGACAGUAUCUUUUCUUGCCACAGCAAAUUUUGCCAGGGAUGCAGUUCAUAAGGCCAAGUUGUGUUCUUGAUAUGAAUUGCUUUCCUUUCAGUUCCCCUGCAUUUUUAGUAACUAUCUUAUCCUUUGUAGUGUCUCAAAAGAAGAAUCUAGCAGUGGAGACUUUUUUUUUUUAAAACAGGAGUGUGGUCUGAUCCUAAGUUAUCAUCCCUUUCCACCUAUAACUGAUCCAGUCUGGUUUCUAGAUGAAAAGUGUGCAAGACCCAGAUGUUGGGAAACCAUGAAGCCACAUUUCAGCUGUGAAGAGAGAUCUGCUUCCUGCAGCUGUUGAGACGAACUCCCAUGACAGUUGUUCCUACACACCAUUCCUUAUCUUUUUUUCAACAAGUUGCACAAGUCUUGCCAAAAGAAAUGCCAUUAUCUGUGUGCUUCAGGGAAUCCCCCCAAUUGGAUCAGUGUGUGUAUGGGUCUGUGUGUGGGGGAGGGAGAGGUAGGGAGAGAGGGAGAUGGAGAGAUGGCAAACACCUCCAAAAGGAGGACAACCCUGGGAUGGCAUGGGUGUGCGUUCCUUCCUGGCAAUCAUCAGGCUAUUCCAGGAAACAGCGUCAUUCUGUGGACAUAAAAGGCUUUCUCUUUAAAACUUCACCGAGGAGCAUUGCACCUUGAGAUUCUCCCUGGGGUUGGUGUGUGUCUAAUUCCAUUUCAUAAAACCUUUCUUCGUUUUGAAACUGGCUGUAAAGUCGGAAAUGUACUAAAUAAAAGACUGUUUUGUAUUUAAUUUAGAGAAGAGUAAAGGGAAGAAAAAUAAACCUCAGUGCUUAUGUAAGCUUCAAGGUGUUAGGGCUCAGAGGGCUUUUCUAGUUUUAUGAGAAUUUGUACUACUGAUUUUUAUAUAUAUUCUUGUUUCUGAGAUGAACAGAUCUCCGGGGAAAUUGUUGCAUUACAAUGGCGUUUCACUGUGACUCCUCUGAAGCUCGUAUCUGUUCUCUAAGCCAAUGACAACGUGUCGCUUCGGUUUACUGUCCUGUGAAAAGUCCGCUCCAGUUUCCCACAAGAUGUGUGUUUACGAUGAGUCACUGCAUCUCCUCAGUGCGAAAGCUGUCAGCCCUCCUGAUUUGGGUGUAUGCGCUUAAUUCAGAGUUUCUAGACCUGUAGUCUAAUCUGUACAUGCUCUCCUAACUGUUAAAUUGUGUUAUUGACUAUUUUGAUUAUCUUGCUUGAAGAUUGAUUCCUCCUUUUUAAUUUGAGAGAAAUAAAGAUUUUUUCCUGCUUAUAA